ACUUCUCCCGUCAGUCUCUUUCGUUCACUGUUGUAGCGGAGGUGGGGAUUCUCAAUUCCACCCAGUCAGACGCAGGCAGGAGGAUCUGGUAAGACUAUCCCAGGAAAAGCCACUCGGCAGGAAUUCUCCGAGGCGGCGGCGGCGGCAGCAUGAGGUUUCUCUCCACAGGUGAAAAAAUGAGAAAUAUCUCACUGAAAUACUGAAGAAAAAAAGCGAAGGUCUUGUUUCAUUGAAUUUGCUCACUGGGGACUUCAGGAUGGAAGCCUUGUGUUUAAGAGUUUCCUUGCUGCUGCUGGUGCCGGGAUUUGUCCUCAGUGACAGCUCUGACAGAGACGUUUCCAACCGGAGCGACUCGGGAAACCCCCUUUCCACCUUCUCAGGGAUGGAAUCCAUUCUCCUCACCACCAUGCAGCCCCCCGUGUCCAACCAGACUGUCAAAUGUUCCCAGCAGACUAAGAUUGCUGAAACUUUCAAAUACAUUAACACCGUGGUGUCCUGUGCUAUUUUCAUCAUUGGGAUGGUUGGGAAUGCCACUCUGCUGAGGAUCAUUUACCAGAACAAGUGUAUGAGGAACGGCCCGAACGCGCUGAUAGCCAGCCUGGCACUGGGAGACCUUAUCUACAUCGUCAUUGAUAUCCCCAUCAUCGUGUACAAGCUCCUCGCUCAGAAGUGGCCUUUUGGAAAUACAGAAUUUGGACAGUUUCUUUGCAAAUUCCUUCCCUUUAUCCAGAAGGCAUCAGUGGGAAUCACAGUCCUUAACCUGUGUGCCCUUAGUGUGGACAGGUAUAGAGCAGUUGCGUCCUGGAGCCGUGUACAGGGGAUUGGAAUCCCCAUGAUCACUGCUAUUGAAAUUUUCUCCAUUUGGCUUCUGUCCUUCAUACUGGCCAUCCCAGAAGCAAUUGGCUUUGCUGUGGUACCUUUCAAAUACAAGGAUGCAAGUUAUGUUACCUGCAUGCUCAAACCUACAAAUGAUUUCAUGUUGUUUUACAAAGAUGCAAAGGAUUGGUGGCUGUUUGGUUUCUAUUUCUGCAUGCCGCUGGCAUGUACUGCCAUCUUUUAUACGCUAAUGACUUGUGAAAUGUUAAACAGAAGAAACAGCAACUUGAGAAUUGCUCUCAGUGAACACCUGAAGCAGCGCCGAGAAGUUGCCAAGACAGUUUUCUGUUUAGUUGUGAUUUUUGCUCUUUGCUGGUUCCCUCUCCAUCUGAGCCGGAUUUUGAAGAAAAUGGUAUACAAUGAAAGAGAUCCCAGCAGAUGUGAACUGCUCAGUUUCUUGCUGCCCUUGGAUUACAUCAGCAUCAACCUGGCAACCAUGAACUCUUGUAUAAACCCCAUAGCUCUGUAUUUUGUGAGCAAGAAGUUUAAAAACUGUUUCCAGUCAUGUCUUUGCUGUUGCUGCUCCCAGUCUAAGAGUUUGGUGACUUCAGUGCCCAUGAAUGGAACAAGCAUUCAGUGGAAAAACCAAGAACUAAACAAUCACAAUACAGACCGAAGCAGCCAUAAAGACAGCAUAAACUGAAAAUUAAGGACUCUCACAUCAUUUCAGAAUGAAACAGGAAAAUAAAAGUCACUACAAAGCUAUUACAAAAGGAAGCCCAGUGACUGUUUCAUAAUGAAUUCAGACAUGUGCACCAUUGUAGCUAAUUCUAGAGGUGACUGAGUAGAUGGAGUGAGUGUAGCUGUGAUGUCCUGUGAACUGAGAUCCACUGGAUGGUAAUUCUGCCUCUGAAAAGGAUAUUGAUGUGAUUAUGACACAAAAAACUGGCUUGAACUAUACAGGUGGUUUUGCUCUUCUGAAGCAGGCAGGAACUGCCCAGUGUCUGUGACUGGUACAAUGCAAUCUUUUUACCUGAUUGUCACCUCGAAUUAAUCACUCUGGAACUUUUGAGAAGAUAUCAAAAUGGAAUCUAUCUGUGACUAUAUUUUCUCUCUGCCCAUUUGUCUUUUAAGUUCUAUUUCUGUGGUGGAUAAAGUCCAUGCACCAGUUUGCUUUGCAUGUUGUUGUUGUUGUUGUUGCUGUUUUUCAGGUUUAUGUUAGAAAAUGUUUUGGCCCACACCAGCAUUCUGCCUAUGUUACAAUGGAUUAGGACAUUAGCUGGGCAGUUCACAUUUGUAGCACUUCAGUAUUCAAAUAUAGGAAGAGACCAUUUAAACAGCAUCAACAUUUGGCACUUAAGCACAGAUUAAUACCAAAAAAAGAGGUAUUAAUAAUACAGUACUAUACAGUGUUAUUUAUUCUAAUGCUCUGUACAAAAUAAACAUAGUCUGUAUCAGCAAAAAGAAUGGAAGAUGCUCACAGAUGGGCACCUUACAAUGUGUUUUUAUUAACCUGACAUGUUAAUUCUUAAACUAUAUGAACCUUUUAAUCUAUUUAGACUAUAGCUGCAUUAAAUCUAAACUGAAAUGAGGGUCAGUGGAACAUAGUGAUACCUUAUUAAAGCUGUCCACAGCAUUCUGAGAAUAUGGUUAUUAUCAGAGCAGCUAUGCACUCUGUUUUCACAUUUUGAAUAUGAUGUUACAGUCAAAAUGAAUGUGGAAAUGUGGAAGUCCAUAAGAGUUGGAUGUGCAGAAGGAUAUUUUGUGCCUUAUUUCUUACAGAGUUCUGUCUUACACAACACGCAAAGAUUUUAAUGGGGUUCAAUAGCUUAUCAGCAUUGUUAACCAUACAAAUGCUAUUAAAAAUAUAUAGAAGCUAUUGCUUGCAUAUAUGUAAACUGAUGGUUUCCUUAUUAUUUCCAUCCAUUAAGGCUACACGGCAAGAGAUUUCAGUUUGCCUAUAAAAAUUUUUAAUAGGUAGCCUUUCAUUAAAUGGUGGAACUCAAUAGUGUGGUGUCAUAUAUAAUAUGUCUCAUGCACAAACCUGUUAGGCAAUUUAUAGCAUCUUUUGUACUAGGCUAAGAAGCAGUAAUCAAAAUUCCACAAAUUUUUAAACAUCCGUUUCCUCUCCAGUGAAAGAUGGAAUCCUGCAUAGUUUUAUUUAAGAGGUCAAAAUGCUAGUGCCUACAGUGACUUCUGCUGCACAAGUUUCCCCAAUGUUUACAUUCACACAAAUCUGAAGUAUAUUUAAAAAAAGGUUCUUUAAACUGGUUUGUGUAUUUUUUGUGUGCUUUUGUCUCCAUGACAUAUAUGCCUGUAUAAAUACAUAUAAAUCUAUGUUCAUAUGUUAUAAACCUAAAUACAGUCUUCUGACAGUGCUCUGUGGUAGAGCCUAAGAGCAUGGUAUGGAAUGAGACUUGGCUGAAUUUUACUUAGAAUAUUUCAUCCUCAAACUGUAUCAGAAAUCAUAGUAAAUGAGUGACAAUGCUCUCCUUUGAGAAAACU
Melospiza georgiana is the source of this 3321-nucleotide messenger RNA. It is a transcript of the gene EDNRA, whose product is annotated as endothelin receptor type A. Gene Ontology annotation, biological process: enteric nervous system development; regulation of blood pressure; vasoconstriction. Gene Ontology annotation, molecular function: endothelin receptor activity. The coding region runs from base 257 to 1519 and encodes 420 amino acids. The transcript is spliced from 8 exons. Lineage: Eukaryota; Metazoa; Chordata; Aves; Passeriformes; Passerellidae. Gene Ontology annotation, cellular component: membrane. The record is from RefSeq and is a predicted model, not a curated record.